Falco peregrinus (peregrine falcon) is the source of this 4308-nucleotide messenger RNA. It is a transcript of the gene CTC1, whose product is annotated as CST telomere replication complex component 1. The coding region runs from base 77 to 3913 and encodes 1278 amino acids. The transcript is spliced from 24 exons. The record is from RefSeq and is a predicted model, not a curated record. NCBI's taxonomy places the organism in Eukaryota, Metazoa, Chordata, Aves, Falconiformes, Falconidae. Gene Ontology annotation, molecular function: telomeric repeat DNA binding; single-stranded DNA binding. Gene Ontology annotation, biological process: positive regulation of DNA replication; telomere maintenance via telomere lengthening. Gene Ontology annotation, cellular component: CST complex.
CUCCCAGCAGGCCCUGCGCGCUUCCCGCCGCCGCGUCGCUAUGGGAACGCCGUGAGCAGCAUGGCCUAUCGCCGCCAUGGCGGAGCCCAGCGCGGCGGAGCAGCGCUGGCUGCGGGAGGCGCGGGACUUCAUCCACAGAGCGCUCCCGGCCCGUCAGGGGCCUGGCGGGCCGGAGCCUCCCCUGCUGGACGCGGUGCUGCGGUGCCUGCGGAGCGCAGGUGGCGGGGAACUGCCGCUGGGUUACAGUUUCAUCUCCAUCUCUGACCUACAGCAUCAGCAGCGCAUACCAUGCUGCAGCCACCUGACCUGGAGCACUAAUGAAUUUAAAGAAUGGGCUCAUCAAGGACGAGAUGCUUUCCCCACACAGAGUGCUUUGCCAAGGACUUACCUGAUCCUGGUUGGCUAUUUAACAGAUAGAAGUCAAGAGAACAAAGAAGACCUGGUAGAUGGCUGCCUAUAUGUGAAAGACAAUACUGGGAUAAUUCCAUGUGAGCUCCUGCAUGUUGAACUUGAGUGGCUGGAGUCACUGUUCCUUUUCCCAAGCUGGUCAUAUAUACCACAGACGGACCAGAGCGCAGCAGGGUACUUGGAAAUCCUGGUGGAUCCAGUGCCAGUAAAUCUCCCAAAGGAAGUGCCUGACAGCAUUCCAGUUGCCCACCCGGCAUCACACGAGCCACUGCUUGCCUCCAGGGUUUUAUGUCAGAAAAGAUCCAAGGUCACUGUGGCAGGUGAAUUGACCAGACUCGGGCCUCUCCUUUGUAUUCACCACAAGACAUUCUUCUUUUUGUUUCUAAAGUGCUUCACCUCAGCUGUUUGGUUCCCUGUGCUGGUGCAGAAGCCCAACCAGCUGGUGUGGCACCAUAUCCUCCAGCUGGGUCACAGGUACACAAUAACAGACCUGACUAUGUCCAGCCUGAAGAAAUUGGGACGAAGAAUAUUUGUCACUGGUGUUUCUUCCUGCCUUCUGCCCUACUGUGCAGAGCAGGUGAGGGAGCAGCCGCUGGACAGUGCUUGGCAAGGAGAAUCCACUCAGUCUGCUUACCCUGAGACUGCUGAGCAGCUCAGUAACUCUUUGCAGCUGGGAGUUGAAGAGAGGCCAAGAUCAGCAAAAGAAUCCAAGAUCAUCUCAUAUGUGGGACAUGUCACUGAAAUACUGAACAUCCAAGCUGGUCUCUUUUUGCUGGAUAACAAGGUCUGCUUGUGCCUUGCUUACCAGCAGUUGUUGAACUCUGCACGUGGACUCCGACCAGGAGCAUGUGUGGAGCUCACCGAUGUCCACCUCCUGCAGAAGCCUCUGGUAUCCUUCCCUUUUGUUGCACUUUGUGCUUGCCUGAGCAGCACUGUUGUGCUGAAGAGUUUUUCGAGGCUCAGCACCCCUUACCAGCCACUAGCCUCUUCAGGAAAUCUCUACUUACAGCUGCUCUUCCACUACAAUCUUGGUAUGCCACUCUACCUUUGGAUGGUGAGCCUCCUGGAGGCAUUUGAGAAGAGGUUUUCUUGUUUCUUUAGGCAUCAUCGAUCGUUGCUUAGGUCUACGCGCCGAAACCCUACAGCUGCUGAGAAGUUCGUUGUCCCCCUUCUGCAAGCUAUGGUGCCAGACAGAGGGGAAGCAAGAGAUGUUUAUAGUGAAAUCCUAGGAAAAACACACCAGUGUCCGCUGCGGAAGUAUUUGACCCUGAACCCCCCAUGCCAGGCCCCAUCUCUGUCUGAAAUUCGCCAUAUGGCAGAACAGAAGAGCUGGGAAGGCUUCAGCCCGUCACAGGUGCUCUCCCCCUCGGAGGCACAGCACAUGGGCACCCAGGAGCUGAAUCGCAGACUGGCCUGGUCCUACUGCACACUCUCAGCAGGAAGUUUCCAGCCCCGACUGAUACUGCUGGGUGUGCUGAGAGUCUCCUCCAGGAGCAGUAACCUCCAGCUGCAGGACAGCAGCAGCUGGCUUUCCUGUGUGAUAUCCCAUAAGGAUGGUAGCCCCUUUGCCCAUACAGCUCUCAUAGGAUCGCUCUUGCAGGUGGAAAACUACCAGCUCAUAGUAGAGAGAUUCCUUCAGACUGAUUUUCCUUCCUCGGAGCACCUAGGAAAUCUGGAGCAUGUGAGGGAGAAAAAAAACAGUGUCUACGUGCAGUUCUACUUUGAGGAUGUUCAGGUUCUCCGUGCUGCUGAAGGACCAAUGCAGAAAGGCCUUAGGAGCAGAAACAGCUCCUCUCUGAGGAAGAGGGGUGAUGGCAGCUUAAUACCUGAGCUGGAAUCCCCGAAGGCAAAAAUGCUGAAGUUGGAGGAUCCCAAACCAGAUACUGACAGAGAUGAGAACUGUCAGGGGGAUCAGAGCAGCGCUAGAACCAGCUGUGUGUCUCAUCUGUUCUUGGUUACCCAGAAAGAGGGUCUUAUGUCACGCAAUUACCAACUACCCAGAGAAGAAGGUGGAGAGGAACAGGAGCUGCAGUGCAGUUUCCAAGCCACGGUGCUGUGGCUGGGCAGACCUCGGCUCUGGAGCCACCCCAGCGACAUCGGGAACUUACCAGAGCUGGAGGAGACUGGCUGUGAUGGAGAGGAGGGCGUGGCACGGCAAGAAGCACUACUGCUCUUUAUGGGGAAGUCUCUACGAUGGUUUCCAUUUCUGCACCUGGGUGGACUGUAUCGCUUCAUUGUGCCCUGCUGCUCGGACUUGGAAGUGUUUGACAAGCUCUGUUCUCCACCCGUGCCAUUAAAGUUCCUGAGCAAGUCAUCCUGCCCCCUGUGCCUGCCUGUCCAAGAUGCUUGGCAGUUACAGCACGAGACAUGGAUCUCCUGUCUGCCUGAGCACCAGCUGGCAGCCAGGUCGGUGCUGGCAGGCAUGGGCCAGAGAAUUUCCUCCAUUGCAGAAGUCCUUAGCAACAGUUUCACAGGUUCCCUUGUUUCUGUCUCCGGCGAGAUCGUGGAGAGGAGCCUGUGUGCCUCUCCCAAGAAUGAGAAGCCAUCUGUAACUGUUGGCCUUCAGAAGCAGAAAGGGAGUCUGCUCGCCAGUGACCACAGCGUGAAGCUUACCAUCUCAGUAGCUCCAGGCUGCCCUGUCGUCAUGGACAUUUACAUUGCUGCCACCUGUCUCAGGCAGCUCUGGGGUUUGCUACCUGGAGCCAAGAUCAUCUUCCAGAACGUGGAACGUAAAAUCUCAAGAUUCCAUAAUGUUUAUUGCACAUACAUUGCCUCCAGCUGUGUGAGUAUCGUAUCCCUGCCAGCUUCUCACCUGCCUUUUCCUUCCAGUCCUGCAGGAGAAGCCUCCCCCCCCUCACUAGUGUUCCUAUCCAGCUUGCAAUCUCACCUGCAAAACCUGCACCAGGCACGGAUUUUAUGCCACUUGUCCUGCGUACUGGCUCUGUCUCUGCAAUGGGUUUGCUCACUUUGCAGCAGCAUCUUCAAAGAGGGGAGGUGCACCCGACACAAUCCACUAUGUCCAUCACACACAGGCGUGAGGCAAGCCAGUGCACGGGUGCUGGUGGAGGACGGAACGGGUGAAGCUUUGGUGCUGUGCAAGAACCAGCACGUGGCAGCAAUGCUGGGCCUGAGCCUUCUCGAGUGGGAAAUGGUGCAGAACUGUGUGCAGAGCAGGGGCAGCGUGUCCGUCCAGCACGGGGAAGCUACUGGCACGGGGUGUGUAGAGGAACCUGGGGAUCUCAUUGGUUGCUACCUGAGGAGCCUGUGCAGGAGUCCUCUCAUCUGUCGCCCUAUCCUGCUGGAUUUCAGCCUGGACAGGAAGCCCUCCAAGAUUCUGCAACCUGCUCCACUCCAGCUGAGAAAUUUUCAGUGCGGUGAAGUGGAGUUUGUGUCACAAGUGGGGCCUUACGUGAGCCUGCUGUGCCUGAACGUGGAGGAGGUGGGACAAGACGCCUUCAGGUAUCUGAACCGCGAGAGGAUGAGGAGGACAUCCAGUCACUGCUGAGCGGGGCGAACAGCGAGCGGGUAAGGAAGACAUCUAGUCACUGCUGAGCGGGAGCCACUGCUUAACAUCUCUCCCAGUGAGAGAGGAAUUAUGGAAACACCUACUGGGAUUGGGAGCUUUUUUAAAUCUCCUUUCCGGUGGGAACACUGGCCUGUGAGCACAGGGUGAAGGCUGCAAUCAAGAAGCUGUGGCUUGUGGAACUCCUGAAUGGUUGGUCACUCUGGGGCAUUGCCACCAGCGGUACUGGACUGUGUUUUGGGAGAGAGAUGUGUGAUACUUUCUACACACCACCCGUUGCUUUGGGCCUAGGGCACACAAUGGGUGUAUUUUAUAUGGUAGUAACUACUAAAAAAAGCUAUUAAAUUACAGUUUAAAUAAACCUUGAUACUAAAAUA